CAUGCAGGACGAGGACGGGUAUACCGUGCUGAACAUCUCAAAGAGACCUUUCUCCCAGGGAUCUGCACUCACAGGCAAAGAUCCCCCUGUUCACUCCCAUGUGUGGCGUCCGCUGUCUCUGCUGCUGCUCACUCUUUGCCUCCUGCAGCUCAUUGGAUUAGUGGUGCUCGGAAUCAAGUUUUCCCAGGCACGGAGUCAGGAAAUUGGAGGAACAUCGUCGCCCAACGACAAGCCAGAAAACCUCGACAUCAAUGGGAGCUGUUCUAAACAGCAGGAAUUUCUCUUGUCCCAAAACUCCAAACUGUCAGCUGGCCUGCGGAAAAUGGCCAUAGAAUUAUGCCGAGAAGUGACCAGAAAUAAGCCAGAAUCAAAAUGUUCCCCUUGUGGAAAGGGCUGGCAAUGGUCUGGAGACAGCUGUUAUAGAAAAUUUGAUAUUUGGACUACCUGGCCAAAAGGAAAAAAGAUUUGCCACGACAACAACUCCACACUGGUGAAGGUAGACAGCCGGGAAGAGCUGAACUUCAUAUCAGAGUUUAAAGAUGCGUGGCUGGGAUUGUCGUUCAACGGGUCCAGAAGGAGCUGGCUAUGGGAGGAUGGCUCGGCUCUCCGCAGCGACCUGAUCUCGAUUACGGAACCAUAUUCAGGCUAUGGGAACAAUUUCUGUGCUUUUCAACAUAGUCAGAUUAGGUCUGCAGAUUGCCUUGAUUACAAGUAUUCUUUAUGUGAGACAGUUGCAGGUCCAGUGAGAGCUGAAUCCCUGUAUUGA
This is a messenger RNA of Tachyglossus aculeatus (Australian echidna), 766 nucleotides long. RefSeq names its product C-type lectin domain family 1 member A-like. The coding region runs from base 2 to 766 and encodes 254 amino acids. The record is from RefSeq and is a predicted model, not a curated record. The transcript is spliced from 6 exons. Lineage: Eukaryota; Metazoa; Chordata; Mammalia; Monotremata; Tachyglossidae.